Molecule: messenger RNA, 10632 nt
Organism: Ostrea edulis (European flat oyster)
Lineage: Eukaryota; Metazoa; Mollusca; Bivalvia; Ostreida; Ostreidae
Exons: 14
Coding region: 6295-10395 (1366 amino acids)
Source: RefSeq, a predicted model, not a curated record
CAUAAAAUUGAGAAAAAAAUUCACAAAUAUCAUUGUUAUGAGCUUCACAUGCUAAAUAACAACGAAGUUAAUUCAGCUCAUAAACUUUGGAUUUCGCCUCUAUAGACUGCUACUUGGAUUACUCCCCUUUGACCAUGUCGGCCAUCUUCAAAGCUCGGCCAUCUUCGCGCCUUUUCGAUAUCGAUGAACAGAUUUUACGCGCAACUUCCGGUAAUGGAGGAGCUGUAAAUUGGGAAUUGGUAGCAUGAACAGGUAAGUGAAAAUGUAUGUAAACAUAGAAUGGUCCACAUUUCAUUUGAUCUAUUAGGCUCCCAAUAUUUGGAUAGAUUAUAAUUGCAGUCCAAGAUGCAUUAUCCCAUAAUGCAUCAUUUUCCAAGAAGGAUAUGCUUAAAAAUGGAGGAUUACAUGAAACACCUCAUUUCUCAGGACAUUUUAUUAAGUUUGAUCCUUAGUGUAUUGCUUUUGAUGUUAGUAGUGUUAUUGUGUAUUUUCAAAAAAACAUGUGAAAUGGAAUCUGAUGUUCAGGAGAUGCAAUGGAGAAAACGUUUAUUAGGACAUUUUCAUUAUUGUGAAGGAAAUUUAUCAUGAUGUUUGAACUCUGCCUCAAAAGUCAAUCUGAUACUGUCCUGAUAAUGUCAUAUGCACUUUAUAAUAACUAUAAGUGUUCAUAUACUGUGAAAGAUUAUCUUAAUUCAGAGUCUAUGGAAAUGGUAAUAAAACGAGUAUUAGAAUUUCAAUCAGUUGUGGAAUUUGAGGAUGUAAUUCAAUACUGCUGUCGCAUGCAAAUACAUUAUUGUUAAAGGUGAGUGUAACUUAAUGAAACUUAAUAGAUAACAGGCUACCCUGUAGUUCUUUUGAUUUUUGGUAGUACACAUUUAAUUUUUCAAAAUUAUCAAACCUUCACAGAAAAUUGCAGUCAUUAAAAUUUAAAGAGCAUGCCUGAUUCAUAACCCCUAAAUGUUGGACUUGUAAAACUCGUGAAUUUUAGACAUAUUUAGCUCAUAACUUUAGAUUGAAAGUAAAACAACAGUUUAACUGGCUUUGUAAAAAAAAAAAGAAUUAAAGUCCAAUCGUAGGAGUUUGAAGUCUUAAGGAAGAUUUUAAAACCAUUUUUACAUGUUUUUGUUUGUUGUCCUGCAAUAUUGCAUCUAUUGUAAACUUUUGAGCAUUUUCAGUGUCUUCUCUGAAACAAUGUGUAGAACAUCUUUGGGUAGAUGGAAAUAUUGUGGUUUCUGCCUCCUUGAGCCCGAGGGUGUGGGGCCUAAAUAAAAAUAUUGUAUGUUUGCCCAAACGCGACUGACCCGGAAAAAAAACCCCGCCGAGUCAAAUUCUUUUAUUGCCGUUUUUCGGCAUUUUUUUUUUCUUUCUAUUUUUAAUUGUCCGCGCCGUCACCGUAUUCAAUUUUAAUGUGAAGUAAUAACUUAACACUUGCGCUUGAAAGAAACCCGCGAAGUCUUUGCGAGACGCAGUUUAUAAUUUUAUCUCUGUCAUACUACAUGUACGAAAACGUUAAAUCUAGUAAACAUGUGUUCAAAGAUGGAAGACGGAUUUUUCACGCUGUCUUCGUCCGUUGUGAUAAAAAUUGACAACAAAGUAAAGCCGACCGUGUCAAACAGACUAUAUCGGUUCAACAAUAAGAAACAUGGACUAUACAUAUAUACCGUAUUUUGCCGAAUAUGAUACGGACUUCUUUUCAAGAAUUGUUGGGUGUGAGAAAGGGGUGCGUAUUAUAAAUCAUAAUAUAGGGUUUUGACCAUUUUUUUUCCAGGUGGAACUCGAUCGGCGGUUAAGAUUCACUCGGAGACAUAGCAUUCAUUGAUACUGAACGCUUUUUCGCGUUGUUCGUCUAUUUAGCAGCGAAAAAUCUAUCUCAAGAAAAUUAGUUAUUACUACAAGAACGUAAAAUUGUAGAAAAUAUGACACUUACAAUAUGUAAGAAAUCAAAUUAUUAUGAAACAGCCAAAUCAAAAUUCAUUGGAUCUGAAUAUUCUUCACCUCGUAUGCCACCUUCCUAGCAUGUGUACACAAUGCCUUGUCACGUGCUAAAAUAAACGAAGUUAGAUUGGAAAAUGAAUUGCCACUGAAAAGUUAGUUACUCUAAGGUUGAUGAAUAUAUUUUAAUGAAAUGUUAAUGUGAAACUUUGAAAUAACUUUUCUUGAGCAAAAGAAAUGAGACGGCGACCAGCACGUGUUUUACGAAGCCAUAGUUAGUGAUGUUCCAAUCAUCAAUUAUAAUCGAAAAUCAGUCGAUUGUUGGCACAUUCUAAGCGCUCGAUUAUGAAAAUUUUAUUCCAAUUAAUCAGUUUUUUAGAUUUUGAUUUCUUGACGACUUGUUUUGUUUAUCGUAAUGGCGGCGCACAUGGAAGCGAAAGGCAUUGAUCUAGAUAGCCAUACCCGGGGAAUAAAACAAGUUCGCAUGGUACUUGCAUGUUCGUCGUCACAGGGCAGUGACAUUCGAAUUACUUUUGAUUCAGACAAAAAAACUAAGGAAUAUCCAUCAAAUAGAAUCUUGAUACAAGCAAAGCCAUGUUUGAAAUAUGUAAAUAAAACCCGUUUUUAAAGGUAAUUUUUACUCAGCACGUGCGUAUUGUGUUUUCGAUUGGUGAAAAUAAAUUUUUUUUGGUUCUUUUUUAAUAAUUUGAAUUUCUUUCUUUAUUUUUCUUUGCUGAAUUUUAAUUAUGUCGGAUCAUCGUCAGUUAAUGACAUGCGACUUUGAUAUACGGGGAUAUAACUGAAGCAAACGAUAUCCGUUUUUUUGUUGUUGGUUUUUGUUGUUGUUUUUUUUGCCGCGUAGACCCUUCUAAAAGUCGUAUUGGCUUUUAAUAUCUGUGCGUAAUUAAAGAUAGUAAAAAAAAUAGCAAAUACACACAGAAAAAAUUCAUUUACACUUUUUCUGACAGCAAUAGAAACAACAAAUAUAAAUGUACAAAAUAUUUAUUUACACUUGUACAGUAGUUAAAUGACUUCAUUAUAAAAUUUCUAGUUGUCCGAUUAUAAUCGAUUAUUAGUUAGUUACAGUGAACCAAUCAUCGGUUAUGAAAUUCUCACCGAUUCCCAUCACUAGCAAUAGUUGAGUACGUGCACUACGCUUGUCAUUUGAUUUUGUCAGAUACAGCCUCAGGGUGAAGAAAUAUCCGAUAAUUUUUUUUCACAUUUUUUAUUAAAGUGAAGGGAAAAAAAUGCAGCAUGAAUUAGCACGCUGUCCGAUUUCCAUGAGUCGGUAUACACUGUAUUACAUUUUCUUUUGCCGUACAAACGACUUGUAUGGAUACGAUAAAUACCCAUCUUCAUGAAACAAAAUUCCAGAGUGUUGUGCUUGAAUUUUUCAUUUCUCUACCGUAUCCAUAUUUUAUAAGUUAACGAGAGGUUUGAUAUAUCGCACCUAAUGUACAUCACUGGUGGUAUGUUCAUUACAAUAAAUUAAAUGCUAGUUUAAUAUUUUGAUUUUAUUUUUACAACAUCGACUAUUUAAAUGAUUAUAAGUUUCAACAAAGACAUGCCCAGUCUGUUCAAACUUUAAUGCUACAAAUUCUCGUGCUUUGCUGAAAUUAACACGAUGAUUACCCGGGAUAUUCAGCGAAGAUUACAGCGAUGUUGAAAGUCAAGAUGACUGCAUGUUGUCUCAAAAAUAUAGCUACCCGGUUUGCAAAUUCUUAUUCUUUUGUUUGUAAUUAAUUAAUUCAUUGAAAAUCACUGCAAAGUAUAAAGUUAAGAUUACCGCUUGGUCAAAAUUUUUGCUGCGUAUUACACACACGAAUUGCGUUUUUUCCCGAAUUUUCAAGCCCAAAGUGUGUGUGUGUGGGUGGGGGGUGGGGGGGGGGGGUAUUAAACACAACUGCGGCAAAAUACGGUAUAUGAUUUUUGACACUGUUAGAAGGAUCUGACAAUCGGAGAGAAUCAUGCAUUGAACAUUGAACUUUUUCCCCAUAUGUAAUUCUGUGUUUCUGAGUUCUGUCAUUGAUAUGAUGUAUUGUUUUACACAGUUUUAAAACUCAGUUUGAAUGUUGAGUGUUUUUAAUUCUAAAAUCUUCAGUUUUGUUGGAGAGACAUCUGUUGCUUGCAUUAUAUUUGUACAUAUUCAGUUUCGAAAAUCUGGCGCUCAAAAAAAAAAAAAAAAAAAAAAAAAAGAAUUUGCCUACCUACCUACCCAUACCCAAUAAUCAUGAGUCGGAUUUGGGCAAAUUGAAAUAUUUUUAAUGAUGGCCCAGCUCAUAAUAAUUGGAUGAGUAAUACUUCACUCACAAUAUUUGCAAAUUAGACGAGUAUCAAAAUCAGUAUAUGUCCAUUACUAUUAGCUUAACUCGUGAUAUAUGGACAUUGUCAUUAUUUUCCCAUGGUUCACUGGGAAACUGUGACUCCAUUAUGACCAAGAAGGAUUGAGGAAAGUGGUUACUUUUUACAAGGAAUUAUGGAUAACCAUGAUUUGCCUGUUGGUUUAUUAAUCAUAAUGUCUGCAUUUGAAUUCUCCGAGAUAUGUAUUAUGUGUGCAGAUUGUGACUUUGAUGUGCUGGAAAUCUUUGUUGAUGGACACAAUGCUUUCUUUUUUUAUGAUAUUCUUGAAUUGCAAGCAACUGUCUCUUACUGCUCGGUGAAAGGGUUUGAAUAUAAGAAGUAUGUUAUUGAAUUAUAGAAGGUGAGAUCUUUUUUUUUUUUAUCAGCAUUGAAGUUUUCUUAUAUUAUGAAAAAAGUAUUUUUUUUCCUUAAAAUAUUAUAUGGACAGUGUUUCCCCAGGCCGUUUUUGCAUGGCGGGACCGCCAUGAAUUCACGAUCUCCCGCCAUGCAUCACACAUUGCCGCUAUGCUUCCCGCUAUGCAUAAAUCAUGAAUGAUAUAACAUCUUAAUACUAAGAAAAGACUUACUUAAAUUGUGAUCAGUUAUAAAUUAAUUCAUGGACAACUCAAAUUACUAGAAUCCUCGCGUCACAUGUUUCACACCUGUGGUGAACUCGAGUGCGAAUCACGACACGGGGUAUGAUGCAAUAGCUGUCAAUUUAUGCUUAUUACAAUUUACUGGUGCAUAUUCAGCUUUCAUUUUGGAUAAAAACAUUUAUUACAGUGAAAAAUAAUCAAUCGCUGUCGGAUAUUAUACACCGUCAAAGUAAUACACUUGUUAAUGCACGUGUGGGUUUUUCCAACCAUCACCGGUCGUUCUAAAAAUAGCAUAAACAUUCGACAUUAAAAAUGAUUUAUUAGUAUAAUUCAUGCGUUUGUAGCCAUCUUUUAGCAUAUAAAGCAAGAUUAAAUUGAAUAUGUCCAAUAAAUAUUCGUUUAUCUACUCUGUGAUCUGUCGGUAAAUACUUUGACGAAGCGCACGUGCUAUACAGUACACAAUGACGUAAUGCAUUCGACAGCUAUUUAGAACUAUACCUGUAAAUCGAAAUGUUUUCUACAGAAAAAAAAAUGAACACUCAAGUCAAGUUUACUUGCAAUCCAAUUUAAGCAAAACUUAUUUUGAAAGUAUAAAAUUCAAUAGAACAUUUAUAGUUAUAAUAAUAAUAGAUCAUAAUGGAAAGUGAAGAUAACGAACAGUGAUCAAUCUCUUAACUCCUAUAAGCAAUAAUAGACCUGUAAGGUAAAUUUCUUCUUGGAGUUUAUAAUGUUUUCACAUACUUUGGAAAAAUAAAAUUUAAAAAAAAAAAAUUAUUCCCUACCUACCUACCCUAAUUUUUUCUGGAAUGUUAGCAGAAACUCAACUAUUUUUAUUUUUGGCCUAAUGUGCACACUGUUGUUGUAAUGAUGACUGCAAAUGUAGGGACACUUAGAAAAUUGAAGUUAAUAAAAGAAAGGGGAAAUUCACUAUUAAGUUUGUAGACCUAGACAGCAUGCUUAAUACAGCACAUAAAAAAAUAACUACGAAGGGUCUGAAGGAAAAAAACCUUGAAAAUCAUGGGUGAUAUUUAUGAUAAUUUUUACUUAAAGGGUACCUGCAGUAGCAUUUUAUUUUUUAAUAUGCUGAAUAUCACGCUGAAAUAAAACUGUAGAAAAACAAGAUGUGAAGAAAAAAUGCUCCAAAAAAUUUCUUGAGUUUGUCAUGAAAUCGGUAAUGAUGCACCACAAACUUCACGUUGAGACCUCAUCUAUAAAAUAGGAUUGUGUGGAAACGAACUCUGGCUAAGAGCUAGGAGGUUCAAACCUGUGAACAAUGCAAAAUCAUUAAUACUAAAGUUUUGAAAAUUCUAUUUCAGGUUGAAAAUGUUUCGAUGGGCAAGAAUUAAAGGUGUGCCCUGUCAAAUGCGAUGGCCAGUGAAAUUACUAUCUGAGGAUGACUGUAACAUAAAAGUUUAUUGCUUGUCAGAUGAUGCUAUGUUGUCUUGCAAGAAAGAAAAAGACCCUACAGUGCUUUUUGGACGAUCUAAAGUGGGCUAAAGAAAGUCAGGAUGGUGCACUUAAGAAGGGACAUGCACCUAAGAGGAAAGGAAAACAGAGAGGUUACAAGGAUGAUUGCCUACUCAUUAAUGACACUCCACUAUAUGAGAAUAACCAAAAGAGCAAUGCAGAAGUUCAGAGACCAAAAAAAAGGAGAAUACACAAAGGUCACGAGUGGAUGGAGUCUGAAGGUCAGAAGAAGAGUAUCUGUUCAGAGAGUAUUGAUGACACUCCACUAAAAGAGAAUAACCAAAAUAGUCAUGCACCUGCAGAAGCUCAAAGACCGGAGAAAAAAUGGAUACACAAAGGUCGCAAGGAGCAGUGGAUGGAAUCUGAAGGUCAGAAGAAGAGUAUCUGUUCAGAGAGUAUUGAUGACACUCCACUAAAAGAGAAUGACCACAUUAGCCAUACAAAGGCUCAAAGACCAAAGAAAAGAAGGAUGAAUAAAGGUCACAAGGAGCAUUGGAUCGAGUAUGCAGAUCCGCAGAUGAGUUAUAUAAUUGGUGGUCAGGAGGAGAACUGCCCAGAGAGUAACAGAGACUGUCCAGAAAGUAACGAAGGUCAGCAGAACUGUCCAGAGAGUGACCGAGAUUGUCCAGAAAUGGAUGGAUGUCAGCAGAAAUGUCCAGAGAGUGACAGAGAUAGUCCAGAACUAGACGGAGGUCAGCAGAACGGUCCAAAGAGUGACCGAGACUGUCCAGAACUAGAUGGAGGUCAACAGAACUGUCCAGAGAGUGACGGAGAUUGUCCAGAACUAGAGGGAGGUCAACAGAACUGUCAAGAGAGUGACGGAGACUGUCCAGAACUAGACGGAUGUCAACAGAACGGUCCAGAGAGUGACCGAGACUGUCCAGAACUAGAGGGAGGUCAGCAGAACUGUCCAGAGAGUGACCGAGACUGUCCAGAACUAGACGGAGGUCAACAGAACUGUCCAGAGAGUGACCGAGACUGUCCAGAACUAGAUGGAGGUCAACAGAACUGUCAAGAGAGUGACGGAGACUGUCCAGAACUAGACGGAUGUCAACAGAACGGUCCAGAGAGUGACCGAGACUGUCCAGAACUAGAGGGAGGUCAGCAGAACUGUCCAGAGAGUGACCGAGACUGUCCAGAACUAGACGGAGGUCAACAGAACUGUCCAGAGAGUGACCGAGACUGUGCAGAACUAGAGGGAAGUCAGCAGAACUGUCCAGAGAGUGACCGAGACUGUCCAGAACUAGACGGAGGUCAACAGAACUGUCCAGAGAGUGACCGAGACUGUCCAGAACUAGAUGGAGGUCAACAGAACUGUCAAGAGAGUGACGGAGACUGUCCAGAACUAGACGGAUGUCAACAGAACGGUCCAGAGAGUGACCGAGACUGUCCAGAACUAGAGGGAGGUCAGCAGAACUGUCCAGAGAGUGACCGAGACUGUCCAGAACUAGACGGAGGUCAACAGAACUGUCCAGAGAGUGACCGAGAUCUUUUAGAAAUUUACGGAGGUCAGCAGUUGAAGGCCGACAGCGACUUUGAGGAUUUUGAUGAUUUCAAUGAUCCUGACUAUAUUGUAGAAAGCGAAGGAACUGAUGGAAGUGACAGUGACUCAAUCACUGAUGUUGAAAAUGUUGAAAAAGUCGUAAAGUCACAGAAUCAUGUUGCAGGAUUAAAAAAGAACAUUACUAGAACAGAUGAUGGAUAUUUGAAUAUAGACAACUUUCCAGACAGUGCUUCAGGAUUGGACAAGAACUGUAUUGGAUCAGAUGACCAACCAGGCAAGAGAGGAUCUGAUUGUGUAUCCGUUUUGGAAAAGAAAAUCACUACAUCAGAAGAUGGUUAUUUAAACUUGGACGACCCACCAUGCAAGAGAGAACUUGAUGAAAAUGAUUGUCUGUUUGAUAAAAAGUUUCCAAAUGUUUUCAUUAAGGGAUUAAAAAAAGAGAAUGCAAACUCCAAGCACAAUAGGGUAUAUGAUUGUGUGCAUGCAUGUUUUUACUGUCAUGAAAUAUUCACCAACAUACAAAGUCAUCUUGAACGUAGACAUUUAAACCAUGACAAGGUGAAAGCCAUUAAAGAGCUGAAAGACUGUAAGAUGAAGGACACGAAUCAGGAGAAAAUUAAAGAGUUGGAGAGAAGGCUGACUUCAGAUAUGAAAUUGCUACGAAACUUGGGUGAUCACCUUCAUAACAUGAAAGUACUGAGACAUAAAGAAGGUGAGCUUCUUUUGCCUAGGAGAAGAACUGUCACAUUUAAUCUUGAGGAGUACGGUCCAUGCCCUAGUUGUAAAGAAUGGAUGAUACUGAAUUCAUCUAUAACUAACCAUCAGAAAACAUGUCCAGUGAGAAGUGAAGACUACCACAAAGGUUACACAAUGAUACAAGUAGGAAUCAUAACAGGGAAAGUAAAACCUACAGGAUCCAAAAGGAUUGUUAAAGAAGUGUUCCCUUCAAUGAAAAAGGACAAAAUUGCAGAGAUUUGUAUGGCCGAUCCACUCAUUCUUGCAUUAGGAGAUGUUUGGUUUAUGAAAAACAUUGACAAUAAAAGAAAAAGAAAAUACUACGCAAGUUUUCAUAUGAGGUUGGCAGCCCGCCUCCUAUUGGCAUUCAGAAAUUCAGUGGAAAGAAUGGACAGUUCAAUGAGUGAAAUGUUAAGUCCAGGCAACUUUGACAAAGUAACAGAAAUAGCGCUUCAAAUUUGCAAUGAUAAUGAAGAUGGUGAACUCCAGCAUCCAAGCACAGCUGUCAAAACAGGUUUCGAUCUCAUGAGAAUGGCAUCUUUAAAAGUAGGAAUUUCCAUUAAAACACAAGACAAAGUAAUGAGGAAAGAGGGAGAAGAAUUCAUGUUUCUCAUGAGUAAGGAAUGGAGUUUCAAAGUUAACAAGAUUGCAAGAUCUACUUUGUCAGAGCGAAUGUUUAAUAGGAAAAAAGAGCUCCCUCACCCUGAAGACAUAGUCAAGUUAUCUUCUUACUUAGUGGAAAACUUGGAAUCUCUAGAUUUAACUUACACUGCUGUCAGUGGCUUGAUGUUCAGACGCAUUGUCAUGUUAGUGGAAGCACGUCUUCUGUUAUACAACCGCAGGAGACCGGGAGAACUAGAAGCUCUGAGCCUGCAGUGUUACAGAAAUAGAUCAAAAGGAGUCACAGAAACCGAUCUUUCUCUCAGAGAAAAGUUAACAAAAUUGGAAAAGGAAAUGCUAGAAAAUCAAGAGUUAGUUGAAAUCCGUGGAAAGAAUGGGACCAGAGUACCGGUCAUAUGUCCGAAGGAGGUCAUCCCUAGCAUGAAAUAUCUUGCAAAUGAAGAAGUACGCAAAAAGGCUGGUAUAAAAGAGGGAAAUCCUUUUCUCUUUGCAAAUACUGCUGAAGAUGUUGUGCGGGCUGGGAACAGUCUGGAGGAACUCCGAACAGAGUGUCCAUCACUUAAAUUUCCUGACAGAAUCUAUGCAACUAACCUAAGAAAAUAUUGUGCUACUAUUGCCCAAGUUAUUGGGCUCAAGGAUCAUGAACUUAAGUACUUGUGUAGACACAUGGGACACACAAUGCAAGUUCAUGAACUACAUUAUCGCAGCACAUCAGGUCUAAUAGAAAGACUUGAAAUUGCCAAACUUAUGGUUAUGCAGGAAUGUAAUGUAGUUGGGAAGUUCCAUGGGAAAAGUUUAAAAGAUAUUACUUUUGAAGACAUUCUUGAUAAUGAAGACAUUGUCCUCGGAGAAGGAGAAGCCCAUAGAGAAGAAGAAGCUCCUUCAGUAGAAGAUACAGGUCUAGCUCUUGAUGACAUGGCACUAAACACGUUGAACAUUGAAGAGGAUGUAUUAGUAACGAGAAAGAAACCUAAGAAGAGUACAAGAAAGGCAUGGACUAAAGAGGAAGAAGAAGAAAUGAGAAAAUAUUUUGAGGAAUACUUUGAUGGUAAAAAGAAGAAAACUUGCCCAAGUAGAGCGGAGUGCCAAAGAGCAAUUGAAUUAAGCAGAAAAAAUGGAGGAUGCAUUCACUUAAGAAAUUGGGAGACCAUAAAAAAGAAAGUAAAUAAUUUUCUCUGCAGCUUUGGCAAGAAGAAGUGAAUUCUGAAAGGAAAAGUCAUACAAAAGGCCAGGACAGAUUUUUUUCCAGCAUACUUACACUGUAUACUUAGGCUAGUGACAUAAAAAAAAUCUGAACAGAUAAACUCAUUCAGAUUAAUAAUCAAUAAUGACAAAUACACAGGAUGUAAGCUGUAAGUGAAAGGACAUAGUUUUCAUCAUGAUUGUCUUGCAUUCUUCUAUUUCAUUUUGUGUUCAACUCAGUUACAAAGAAAUUGU